Molecule: messenger RNA, 4383 nt
Organism: Falco peregrinus (peregrine falcon)
Lineage: Eukaryota; Metazoa; Chordata; Aves; Falconiformes; Falconidae
Gene: PRR15
Product: proline rich 15
Exons: 2
Coding region: 244-603 (119 amino acids)
Source: RefSeq, a predicted model, not a curated record
CGCCCCGGCGCAGCCCCUCCUCCCGCGGCCGCUCGCCCGCCCCGCGCCGCAGGAGCCGGGCAGGUGAGCGGGAGCCGCCCGGGACGCGGGGCCGCCGCUCCGCCCACGGGGCCGGCCGCCACCUGCCGCCGCUCCCGCCGCCCGGCGGCCUCUCCCCUCCUCCUCCUCGGCCGCGGGGCCGUAGGGGCGCGGCGGGGGAGGCGAGCAGAGCGCUCCCGCAGCGGGCGGGCGCAGGCGCCCGAGAUGGCGGACAGCACCGCGGCCACCGCCGCCCCGCGCGGCGUCAAGGGCGGCUCGGCCGGGCCCUGGUGGAAGUCGCUGACCGGCAAGAAGAAGCACAAGGAAGCGGCGGCCGCCCCGCCGCCCCCCGCCGCCGCCGGCGAGGCCCCCGCCGCCCCCGCCAGCCCCGGCGGCCGGGAGGAGCAGCCGCCGCACUCGGGCGAGGCCCCGGGGGCGGGCGGCGGCAACCGCCGGAGCCUUCGCAUCUCGCACUCGGGCCGCUUCAAGGAGCGGCGGAAGGUGCGCACGUCGCUGCUGGCCGACAGCCCCGAGGUCUUCGACGGCGGCGGGGCCCCGGGCCAGGCCACCCAGGGGGGCGAGUAGCCCAGGAGGGCUUCGUCCCCGGGGCCGCAGCGCCGUGAGGAGCCCCGACGCGACGGGCGGCCGGAGCCCCGACGGGACGGGCGGCCGGAGCCUGCGGCAGCCCCGCUGCUGGGGGGGGGCUGCGCUGGGCCCCCUGCACGGGCGACACGGAGGCGUGUGGCAGGGCCCGGCCUCCCCGGCCCCAGCGGGACACCGCGGGGAGCCCGGCACCUCCGCCGGACAAGUGGAUCGCGUGCUGUCUUACACGAACGCCGCCAAGACCGAACCCCCGGCUGGUGGGACGAUGUGAUUGUCUUAACAAAAUAACACCAAUAAACACCCCACUGCCUGCGCUGUGGUGAGCGGACUCACGGGUGCUAUCCCAGGGCCGGUGCUGGGGUCUCCAGCCCUUGCCAGCCCUUGCUGACUUCCCAGGCCCGGGACCCAGCCCUUCGCAGCUCUCCCGCUGAGGAGGCGCUUCGUCGUUCUCGUCUCAUGAGCUGCCUUAUCAAAGGAAAGGGGGAACGAAGUGCUCUUAUCUAGUUUCAGGGACAAGGACCUCCGGCUCUGCCCUGCCGUGUGCAGGUACGCCGUCAACGCGACCCCCUUCCCCUGCAGGGGUCAAAAUAGAGGGCUCGCGAGGGGCAGGCACUUGCAUUCACCCGUGCCCCAUCGCAUUUAAAUAUGCAAAAGGCAGGACCAUGCUGGUUUUCUCCCUCUUCUUACUGCGUGAUGAUAAGCAGGUGUUUCGGAGGCUGGUCUCCCAUAGUGCUGUUACAGAGGGAGGCCGGUUGUUGUCUAGCAGUUCACGCUGUUUACCCAGGGAAGGUGUGAUUUUUGCAUAACGGGUGAUAGCUGGCACAAUGGAGCUCAGAUGAAGAAGCUGGGUGAUAAAAUGUAAAUAUGUCUUGGGAGAGGAGACCAGCCCUGUGAGAGCAGGGGCAGGGUUGUACUCCUAAUGGGGAAAUAGGCUUGGGCACAACUGGAAAUGUUCUUCGCUGUUUACGGUGUCUGAGGUUUGUGAAGCAAGGUUGAAGAUUCCCAGGAUUUCUUUUGAUAGUGACAUAAUGUGCUUUAACUUGGGCAGCUAUCUGCUCCUCUUAACAGCUCCUGGAUUUUUGGACAAAGUAAACUAGAAGCCAGAUUUGUAUUGAUGAUGUGCCUUACAGAGCAAACUCGGCUAAAAGCAGUCGGCAAUUACACAUUUCUUGAUAGCAGGUGAUGUAGCAACAACUGAUUUAUUUAUAUUAAAUGCAUUCGCAAUAUACUUUAUAUUGUUAAAAUUAUUUUAGGCUUUUUCUGAAUGUGAGAUGAGCUAUUACGUAGUGGCAGGGACUGAAAUUUAUUUCCCAGCAUUCAAGUAUUAUGCAGUUAUAAUUUUGUUUGGUUGUAACUAAAGAUUUAAGGUCAAUUAAAAAUAAAAAAGUGAACUGAAAGGAAAUAAGAGCUGAGAGCUGAGUUCCAGGUGAAAAUAUAGAUAAAACCACUCACUGACAAUCACUGAAAUAAUACAGUAAGUGCUGGGCAAGUGCCCCUUGGUUCAGUGUGUGUAGUAAUAUAUAAUGAAGUUUGAAAGCUCCUGUGCGAUAAACUCACUGGCUAAGGUAUGUACCGGUCCUUCACUCAGCUUACUCCUUCAGACUCUGAAACCCGAGGACAAAGGGACCGUAGCAUCAACUCUAUCUCUGUAAAAGCUUUUUUUCCAGCCCAUGUGCAGAGGUACCCUCUUUUAAUUUCAUUUAGUAAAACUACAAAGGUACUGGACUGCCUUUUCAUGUUCAUGACUACACGCUGAGCAAGCAAAGAGCUGGGGAGUUGUGGGGGGAGCUUUUAAAAGUUUCUGCUCAGAGAUGCUUUUCUUAUGUGGAGCAUUUUAAGUCAAGGAACACCUGAAAGCCUCGUGUUGAGAAGAAGCCAUUGAAGCAAACGCAGCCUCAGACAAAGGGGCACGAGAGAGAAGGAAGAAAGUUUAAAACCUGGGAACGGAUGAAGAAGAACCGUGCUUCAGCUACAGCUAACCCCGGGGCAGGGGGGAAAAGAGGCAGAAAGGGGUGGCUUUGCUGCCAGAGUUGUCAUACUACCUUUGGAAGGCAACAUGUUUGUAUUCAUUACAGGCAAAAUAAAUCCGCCUGUAUUUAUGUAUUCUAGGGUCCAAAGAACCUUUUCUCUGUGUGUGCGUCUAAAAAGGAAGAACAAGUAGGCAGAUGCUGCACUGCUGUGCUUCCUACUCCCACAUCUGGUUUAGUAUGAGCUCUGUGAGGGUCAGAGCCUCAGAACUAUCCAGAGGCCCAAGUAUGCACACUAGUGUUUUAUACAUCUCACGCAGAUGCUUUUCUGUAUUUUUAAUACUUACACUGUUGUCAAAAUACAGUUUCUUCUCUUCUGUACCUCCAAGCCGCCCCUUUCUACGGUGAGCCUCUGUUUGCUCUUUGGAAAUGUCUCAGGUCUUUACCUAGUCACAAAGUAUCUACCAAUUUGGGUUUUAUUUGAGAAGAAGUCUGGUAUGCUGUUCAGGUGGCUGCUGUUAAGACUCUAUAUCGAUACUGGUUAAUAUGUGAUGAAAUAUUAGUCAUGUCUUACUCCUUGUGUAUGUUACUUUCAGCUUGGAAAUUCAGUCAGACUACCAAGUCAAUAAAUGCACGCACCAUUACUUGCAGCCACCCUCCAUCUUUAUCCUGACCUUGAGCUGUGGGAAGGAGACGUAAUUCUAUCUUCCUGCUCAGUUAAAUCCUUGCUUCAAUGAAUUUGAUAGCAGCCACUGAAAAACUAGAUCCAUGAGAAAACAGGCUGCCUGCCUCGUCUCACUUUCCCCGCCCUCUGUGCCAGGGCCAGGCAGCAAUAUCCUUCGGGUAGUGCUGACCUGGGUACCACAGCGAGGAGUGAGAAGCCCCCUUGGCCAUAACCAACUUGCAGCACAGAAACAGUCCUCUUGUUUCUGGUCUGAGCAUCCAGGUAAAGCUUGAAGUGAUCUAUACGUGUGUAAAUGAAUUAAGCUGAUACAGAAAAAGACAGCACUUCACGGAGCGUCUGAAUUAUUUUUUUUUAACCCUUGAAGUGGGGAAAGUUUCACCUUUCUUUUGUGUUGGAGAGUACUUGCUCAGUUGUAACAAUAGUGCAUUUCUGUGCCUUGAAUUAUUAAAAGGGUGUCAGCGUUCUUAAUAUAGAUAUUUUCCUCCUCUCUUUUAUAAAGAGCAUGCAUCAGAAAGUAAGGGUAGGAAAUAGGGCAGCUGAGAAAGUAGUUACUGUUAGUUUUUAACAGCAAGAAGCGACAUACUAACAAAAUGAAUGGAAGCAAGCAAUGAGGUUCAACCUCAACUAAGUCAAUUUUAGUGCAAUUUUCUUAAUAUUAUUCCAGAUACUACUAAGGCUUGCAAGUUUGGGGCAAAAAAAAUUUUAGUAAACAGAGUGAACUUUUCAAAUAAACUUGCAAAGUAUAUGUCUGCUUAUUACUUCUCUUGCCAAAACUAAAAAUAAAUCUCUGAGUAGAUGCCUGGUGAAUCAUUCCCUGCUAUUGUAGGCUAGUCAGUCUGGACCUCAAGAAAGAUUAUAGAGAGCACCUGCAGAAAAUGAUCCUAAAUUGGAAACGCUGGAAUAAAUGCCUUGAAAUCCUCAAGAUGUUUAACCUCAGAUGUUAUGUCAGGGUAUGACUUGGAAGUGAACUGAAAGAACGGAGAGGGGACUGGUUUUCGGUUGUUUUGUUGGUGUUUUUUUCUUAAAGUUCUGUCUUCACUGUAGUGCGACCAAUGAAAAUUGUAUGUUUGGAAUAUCAAGACUUUUGUCCAUUAACGAGAUAACCUCGUA